GACUAUUGGGUGCCCCCAGAAAACUGCGAAAGACUAGAAAUUAUGCUCUUCACAGAAGAUGUAGCUGAAAUAUAUACCUCAUUGUAUGAAGUCUGACAUGCCUUCUACAAUCUCCCAUGUGACUACAUUAGCAGUUCCAUUCAGGCUGGUGAUUAACAAGGAUCAAAGACGUAAGUAACCAAUAAGGCCCUAAAGCCCUGGUUGUAGAAGAAAUGUGGUUCAAUAGCUCACACUCUUUCCAAUUACUAACUGGGGAUCGAUGUGGAUUAUCUUUUAACCAUGCCAGUGCUUGUCUCCAGAUAACACCCUACCCGAGUAUUUGCAUUGGAUCUGAGCCCUAGCUCUGGAGUUACAUAAGCAGGGCAGGCAGAGAAGAAAGUCAUUGACAGUAAAGACGGAAACUCCUUUACACGGAUGGGAUCACUCCAGAAAAUGAAAACAUCAAAAGCUGACAUGUGCCAAAAUGGAGGGAAAGACAGAUUCAGGACAGAGCAUUACUCUGAUGGCAUGAACAUGAGUCCUGAGGCUGCAGCUUGAAACGUGCAAGUGACUGUAGUAGGUGAGCUUCUCAUCCAGUUACACAGAUUUGGCACCACCUCCUGACACGUCUGCAGUCUUGACUUAAGCAGGGACAGACCGAACUCAAAGGGGCGACUCUACUAUCACUUUCUCCAGUCAGUAAGCAUUGAGAUCAAUAAACCCACCUGUGCCAGGAUUACCAGUAUAGAUGAAGUCUGGAUUACACCACAGAUGUUCCUGAGAGAAAAAUCCAAAAUCCUACCAUGCACUUUUUAACUACAGCCCAGAAGACGUGGUGAAGCAGCGAGGCAGAGAUGGCAAGAUGAGGAGGGAGGACGUGGAUGAUUCUCAACCUGAGGGGAAGAGGUUGAAGCUGGGGAAUGAAGGAGGAACCAUUGGGAAGGACAGAGGAGCAGCAGCAGAGGAAAUAAUGCCGUGUUUAGGCAGAAAAGAGCCCGUGCCCGACGGAGGUGAUGAAGGCAAAAGUGACUAUAAAUCUGAUAUUAUGACUCUGAUUUCCAGUGCCAAGAACAGUCCUCAAGGUCCAGUUUUGACAACGCUGGCUGCCAGCAAAGCUGAGGAAACCACACAGAAGCCCCAUGCAAGUGGCACCUAUUGUUUUCAUGAUCGGAACCUUCAUUCAGACACUAAAGCAGAGUGCAGUUCCUGUGUAGAAUCUGAGGACAGAAAAAGUACAAAGCAACAGAUGAGUUGUGAAAGAGAACAACUAAGGGGUAAUCAGGAAGCUACAGCACCUCCUGACACAAUGGCACAGCCUUAUGCCUCAGCCCAGUUUGCUCCACCUCAGAAUGGUAUCCCUGCAGAAUAUACAGCCCCACAUCCUCAUCCAGCUCCAGACUACACAGGCCAAACCACUGUUCCAGAGCACACAUUAAACAUGUACCCUCCUGCUCAGACACACUCUGAACAGAGUGCAGCUGACACAAAUGCACAAACUGUCUCCGGCACAGCCACACAGACAGAUGAUGCAGCACAGACUGAUGGCCAGCAACAGACACAAUCUUCUGAAAACACAGAAAACAAAUCACAGCCGAAACGGCUUCAUGUCUCAAAUAUACCAUUCAGAUUCCGGGAUCCAGAUCUUAGACAAAUGUUUGGUCAAUUUGGUAAAAUCUUAGAUGUUGAAAUUAUUUUUAAUGAGCGAGGCUCAAAGGGAUUUGGUUUCGUAACUUUCGAAAAUAGUGCUGAUGCGGACAGGGCGAGGGAGAAAUUACACGGCACCGUGGUAGAGGGCCGUAAAAUCGAGGUAAAUAAUGCAACAGCACGUGUAAUGACAAAUAAAAAGACCGUCAACCCUUACACAAAUGGCUGGAAAUUAAAUCCAGUUGUUGGUGCAGUUUAUAGUCCAGAAUUCUAUGCAGGCAGGGUGCUGCUGUGCCAGGCAAACCAGGAGGGAUCUCCCGUGUACAGUGCCCCCAGUUCACUAGUAUACACAUCCACAAUGCCAGGAUUUCCCUACCCUGCUGCAACUGCAGCUGCUGCUUACAGAGGUGCACAUCUAAGAGGCCGAGGUCGCACGGUGUAUAACACGUUUCGUGCAGCAGCCCCCCCUCCUCCAAUUCCAGCCUAUGGCGGUGUUGUAUACCAGGAUGGAUUUUAUGGUGCAGACAUUUAUGGUGGUUAUGCUGCCUACCGGUAUGCCCAGCCUGCCACUGCCACUGCAGCUGCCUACAGUGACAGAAAUCAAUUCGUCUUCGUUGCAGCAGAUGAAAUUUCUUGUAACACCUCUGCAGUUACGGACGAGUUUAUGCUGCAGACCCCUACCACCACACACUUGCUCCAGCAGCCACCUACGGCGUUGGUGCCGUGGCUAGUAUAUACCGAGGGGGAUACAGCCGUUUUGCUCCAUACUAAAUGACAAAACCAUAAAAACCUUCCAAUGUGGGGAAAAAGGAAGCUUUCCGAGGCCUGGGUAUUGCAAUACAUGCAGUAGUGCAUCAUUUUAGCAACUCUAAAAAGAGGAAAAAUUACAUUUUUUAUCUUAUACCUCAGAUAUUUUGUUCUGUGUAUUUUAAUAUUGUGGGUCUUUAAUUUCUGAAGGUUACGUAGUUUGAUUGCUGGCUGUAGAAGUUUUUGUGGUUGAUCUAGAAAGCUGCUAGAUAUGAAUAAAAACUGUUUUAGGGCCACAAUCAAGAGUGCUAUAUCAUGUAAAUGAUUAUAUAUGCUGAAUAUUAAGCUAUUGGGGUUAUCACAUGUUUUGUAAGAGUGUAAGUGACUACAUGAGUCAUUUUUUUCUGCAUCUACAUUUAUUUUAGUUUAUGAGAGGGAGGGAGGGGGGAAACUGGGGACAUGGGAACGGGGUUUGGCUAAAAUAUUAAUUAUGAAGCAAAAAGGGGCCCCACUGCACCAACUAUCAUAUAUCAGCUGUCUUAAAUUAUUCACUGUUUGUUCAAAGCCAAAGGUUAUGUUCUUAUUAGGGGUGCUUUUCUUGACACUUGUACAUAAAAAUCAGAUUAAAAGCUGUCCGAAGGCACCCUUUUAAAGCAUUCCACCAGGCAGUAUUCAGCUAUUUAACCAUAACUAGUUAUUUAGGCAAAAACUGCUAGUUAGACCAUUAACAAGCAUUCUUUUUAUAUUUCUUCCAGUAAAAUAAAUUAUUGAUAUCAUUGCUGACUUUUAUAUUAUGGGAGGGAAAAAAACAAUAAUAAAAAGGUGAUAAAAGCACUGUUUCUAUUUUUUUCUUUUUUUUCCAAAAAAAAGAAAGUAAUAAAAACUUAAAUUCUUUGUACCAGUAAAAAAAAAAAAUGUAUAAAAUUUACAUCUGUGCAGUGGAGUUGUUAAGUUAUAGAAAUACACAGCCUAUGAUGCUUUAGAUUUAGCCUAGUAGACCAACUGUUAGAGACAGACGUAUCAUUUUUAUGGAAUUAUAUGAUAAUCAUAUUCAGAUUUAUAUAAGCAUUUUACAAGUAUUGCAAUCAUUGAGUAGAGAUAAUCAUGGUAUUUUCAUCAGCUUGGUACUUUUUGAAACAUGACUGUGUUGUGUAAACAAACUGCAAUUUUUCAAGGCAUGACAACUUGCCCCGAUUUAAUUUUCAAACCAAGGUUGUUUUGCUAAAUAUUGGGCCCAAGACAAAUUUUCAACUGGGACAAAAGAGGGACCUUCUUCUGACCGAGCACUGACUGGAGAAGGCUGCUUGUCUGGGUCUCAGGCAGGUGCAGCUGAGCAGAUGCCCAGGUGGCAAUUUCAAGGAUAGUUGAAAACUUGCAGUUUGUCUGUGCAUAUGUUUGGACUCUUUCCAUGUUGUCCUGUUUACAAGUUAACCUAAGUUGGGGUGUUUGUCACGGGUCUUCUUGUUUUUGUAUUUAAAUAAAUAAAGCAGAAAACUGUCUUGCUACGGUUUCGCUGCAGAUAGUUAUAUCCUCAUGUGUAAUGUGCGUGCCUACUGGCAAGCACCUUAGUAAAUUAUCAACUCACCGCUGUGAACCUGCCAACUUGCUAUAACAACUCUGCUUUAAAAAAAGUGUUUGUGAUCAGGCUUUCUCUUUGUCAUCGUAUGUGCAUGCAGUAUGAUCAGUUGAACAAUAACCAUCAAUAAAGUUUCACAAGAUUUGAAAACAAAGUUUCUGUAGCAUUUAUAUCUAAGAAUGAAAAAUAAAUUCUCUUUAAAAUUGAAUCAGAGAGAGAACGAGACUAUAUUAAUCAAUGAAAAAUGGGGCAGUAACAUAUAUUUAUACUGGUGAGGGAAUGAACUGAAAUUUAAGAGUUCAAUCCCCACAUUUAUUAUAUAAGAUAUACGAGACAAGCCUCCUAUUAAAAAAAAAAAGUAUAUUUCAUUUAAACACCAUGAUAAAAGCAACUUGAAAAAAUUUUUACCAAAUGUUAGGCUUCCAAUUCAAAGUGUGGAUGAUACAUCUUUUUUGGAAUUGCACACACAAAAUGUCUAACGUGGGGAAUAGAUUUUAUUUGCAAUUUUAAUUUUCAUGAGAUGGCUUUACAACUCCCACUCUCCAAAUGGUUAUAUGGCGGUUUAGUCUAUUAAAAUAAUCUUGAAAGGUUAAGGGUGCAGCCCAUAUUAGAAAAUAUUUUGUUUAUAAAGCUCCUAGAGUACUCCUAGUAGUCAUUUUAAAAUGUAUGUCUGAAAUAGUUAUGUAAGAAAAGAAUUUGAAAUUUUUUUACUAUAUAUUGGGAAUGUUUUCACUUACUUAUAUAAAUAACUACUGAUAAUAUGACUUAUGAAAAAAUUAUUACUACCAUAUGUGGAAUAUAGUGACUUCUAAACAGAUUUAAAAAAACACCCUACAAACCCAGAAAAUAUGUAUAUCUGUCUUUAGAAAUUAGUGUUUAUAUCACAACCGUGAUUUGUGAAUAAAGAAAAAUGGUUUGUAAUAUCAAAAUAAAAGCUUAGUCUG
Messenger RNA from Phalacrocorax carbo (great cormorant), 4890 nucleotides. The record is from RefSeq and is a predicted model, not a curated record. NCBI's taxonomy places the organism in Eukaryota, Metazoa, Chordata, Aves, Suliformes, Phalacrocoracidae.